GGUGGGAAUCGAUUCAACCGAUGAAACAUCCCAAGGCAUGUCCACCGGCCACCAUAAUUAUAUUUAUCGGUUGGCAAUCCUUCACGGUUUUGAUAUUAUUUUACGGUGAGCGUAUUGUAACAACGUCGUGUCAACCGUACACCAAAUCCGUGGAUUUAACGUCCAUGUGGCCACGCAUCACCAACGCGGCACAUCGGCGCAGCCGACCGGUCGACGUCAUUAGUUAGUUCAGUUUUCGCCUUCGCACAGCAACCUUCCGAGAGUCGACACGGUAUAAUAUCCAACAAAUAUCGUCCAACCGCCGCCGCCGUAGCUCACAAUCGUCUCAUAUUAUCGUUCGUCAACCGUCGUAAUAAUAUAAUCGCAAUACGCCGACAGCAUGUUCGCCCUGCCGUCGGGUUACGUGGCCGCGCAAGAAGCGGGAAAAACGUUCGCCGCCGACUACUACGGCCGGCUGAACGCGUCCGCCGAGUCGGUGGUCGGCAUGUUCAGCCAGCGGUCGCGGUACUACUCGAUGGACUCGUUGAACGGCCGGCCGGCGGUCGGUCGGGCCGACAUCGUCAGGGAGGUGCGUCGGUUUCUGGGCACGUACAGCGGCGGCCGCCGUUCCGUGUGCGUCAUGUCGGUGGACGCGCAGAUCGACGCCGACGGCCGUGGCGGACGGGCGUCAGAGAAGGACUUCGACCGCUACGACACCGACGACUGCAGCGACGACAACUGCGACCUCGACGACCUCGACGACCUCGACGACCACGACGAACCGUCGCUGGCCGUGUUCGUGCGCGCCGAGUGGACGGAUAUGGCGCGCCGGUCGUUGGAGCCGAUGCCGUUCGUCCAGACGUUCCGUGUCCGGUGUCUUCGGGCCGCGGUCCACGGUUACCGGUUCAAGAUCGACAUCACCAUCGUCAAGACGAUGGUGGCCACGGUCCAACCGCCGCUGCAGGGGCAACAUAGCCAUCGACGGAUGGACGCCAACCACAACCACGGCUUUUCUAAUUCUGAAUGCGGAGAUGACAAUUACAGAACACCAAUAAGUGGACAAUUUCAACAGGAGACAUAUGCAGGCUACACGAAACGUUUGAAUGCAGAAGCUCGAGAAUUCGAACUGUGGUCGCCACCGAAUCUCGCGGAGCAGUCCACGGACGACGAACAGGAACUGUCGGAGGAGGGCGCGUGCGACGCGGAGGAACGGGAGUCGACCCGCGAGCAUUACUUGGCCUACCGGAACAAGGUGAAGGUGUUCCUGGAGGAACCGAUGUUCGACCUCCAACCGUCGACACGCGCCUCGGUCGACGACGACGACGACGACGACGAAGAUUCCCGUCCGACAGAUCUGCUGCGCGUCGACCGACUGGACAAGUCGGUCACGGCCGACCAACUUUACGCGGCGUUCAGCCGUUACGGCAAAGUGCAGUGGGUCCGCGUGUUUCCCGGCGGCUACAGCUGGCCUUCCGGUUGCGUCUACCCUUACCAUUCGGCGCGAGUCUGCUUCGAUCGGACCGAGUCCGUCGACCGGGUGUUGGCCGACCACCAGAGCUCGGGUUGCACGAUCAAAGGCGUCCCGGUGAACUUCAGCAAGUCCAAACCAGGCCAGUGACUUACGACGACGACGAGGAUGUGCGCACGUCGAAUAAAUAGGUAUAUUAUAAAUUUUGAUAUACGUCAUUAUGAUGUGAACGACGUUUCUGCGCCUGUAACCACCUGUACGGUACAUUUUACGUGACAGUGGUUGUGGUCACCUGCACACAUAUUUUAUCGACGUGCGACUUGAGCCGGAUUCACAGCUAUACACACGUCGUGUGUCCUGUCGCACGAUAGCGUGGUAACUAUACCGUUACGACUAUUAUAGUAACCAUAUUGGUUUAAAAGUUGAGCUGUAGUCCAAUUACCGCGGUGGCUUGGUCAUUGCAUGAUACCAAAAGAGUUACGUUCAAUGACAAUGCGAUUUGAUCGACAGGACACACGCGCAACGUAGAUGUGAAAGCGAUUUUACCGAUUAAAUUCAGGUGACAAUAUCAUAAUGUAGGUGGGUAGUACUUGGGUAGUCAUGAUUUAAUAUUAUGGCGUCCACCCCGAGUUCUUGAGAGCUUCGCAAGAUGUCGGGACUUUGUUGGGAAGGUAUGUUAUACACUGCACGAUUUUUCGACAUAGAAAAAAUUCUAAGUUAUACAUGACGUGGUGGGUGGUGGGUGUUAUACGCGCCUAUAAAUAUUAAUACCACGAUAAUUCGCCAUUUUUCAUCAUUUCGUUAUUGGAAUUUUGUAAAAAUUCCAAAAGUAUUGUACUUUUUAUGUGUUUUCUAUCCGCAGGCGUGGUUUUCCACAACGAAUCGCUACAAUAGUAGUUUUCCGAUCGGCGUAACAAUAAGCAAUAUCGGUGACAAAAACUGAGAUUUAUUUUUAUCGGCUAGUGUGCCGGACUUUUAAUUUCCGUGACAACUAAAACUUGUUCUGCGUAACCUCUCGCAACACUCCAUACAGCUUUUAGUUUAUGUAGAAUUAUAAUAUUAUCGUGCUAUACAUUGAUUUAGGCAAAUUUAUGCGAAACAGUUCUAUUUUUGCUUGCGAAACGGACCUGCAAUCUCUUCCGAGCGGUAUUGGGUUGUAGGUAUACAAUAUACAUACGCAUGAACGACCUCAAUACCUUAUACGGUCUUUUAUUUUGGGUUUGGGGAAAUUUGCAUAUGAGUAAUUCAGUAGCAGAUUUUACCGAGGGGACUUUUCGUGUCAUUAGUAAUUCAGCGGUAGAAUGAUUUUAGGGAAGUUUACUACACGAUAAGAGGAAGAGAAAAAACGCCUUUUCACCGCAUUGGAGACUAUAGAGACUAUUCGAGUUUACACGUGUACGAUACAUACGUUAAUAUACAUUUCUCCAUUCGUGAAUGUAUAAUAUUUACAUCCAUGUGUCUAUAAUAUAAUAUGUCAUAUCAUACUCAUAUCCGUAUAGUUUAGAACUCAUUAUUUAUUCAAUUUUCGGUCGGUACGUCCAAAAUUCCACAGAACGGUCGUUAUUGUGUCGCCGUUGUACCCUGUACAUUAAACCGAAUACUUACGAAGUGUAUUUAGUUAUAAUGUAACAUUGAUUAUGAUAUUAAUUUUAACUAUCCCCCAAUCAUGUACAUAAUGUAGAGAUACUAUAUAAUAAUAUAGUAUAUUUACAGUUGGUAUACUGUUUUUCAGAGUAACUAAUAAUAUUUUAACUGCAUAUUAUUUUAUAGUAAAGUAUCCCAAAACUUUUUUUUUUUCUUUAUUAAUAAAAUACACACAAUCUGUACGCAAUAAGGCACAAUAAGAGUAUGGGCUAUAAUACAAAAGGAAGACAAUCUUGAAUGAAGAAGCAACCCACUGAUGACACUUUCGUGUUCUAAAUCUUAAAUUGUAAUUAUUAUAAGUUACCAUUUUCAAAAAGUACCUAAUAGACUCGAUAAAAAUAGUGUAUAAUAUGUGGCUUGGUGUGGCGUGGUCAACUGCGGAAAUGCUCUGAGCGUACGUGUUAGCGGGUGUUGCUAGCUCCCGGAUGGGUGACCACCCGGAAUUUUAGCUACAAAUCCUUGACACACAUACAUACGUGUUUCAACCAUUCCUCACCCUUUCCAAACAAAAAAACAGCUAAUGUCCAUAGUUUCCGGGCUUAAGCUCAAUAAAAUAAAAAAUAAUAUAAAAUGUUAGAUGUUUUGUAAAAAUAUAGUGUUAUAAAAAUUAUUUAAGCUUUAGAAACGUACAUUUUCAAAAUCAUAAAUAUUGACUAGAACAACUAAUAUAUAUAUAUAUAUAUAUACAUUGGUCUACGUCUACAACAGUCCACACGACAAAAGCUUUCGUCGUGAUACUAUUAAAUAACCAACGAAAGCUCCUCGAAAUACUACACAUAAUUAAUAUACUAUAUUGUUAGGUUUGCAAAUCAUAUGAUUAUCCUUAUAACAUUACGAAUCAUAGUAUAUAAUAUAAAGUAUACAUUUUACAUAUAAAUAUAUAUUAUUAAUUAGUGAUUACUGUACACUAUGAAAUAAUAUGUGCAUUGUGUGCAUAUAAGCAAUAAGAAUUAUUAUACUAUUUAUGUAUUAUAGUCUCUCGUAAUAAAUAUCACUGUAAACAGUGUUUAUUGUUUAUAAAACAAUUUUUAUUUUUUUUUAUAUAAAUUAUAAGAUUUUAUCGCUAUAUAUUUUUUGUUUUUUUUUUUUUUUUUCAUAUAAAGCUUCCUGAUUUGAUUCCGAUGCUGUGAAAUCUCAAAAAUAGAACAUUAAAUUGCAAAUUAUGCAAGGGAAUGGAAAAUCGAUACACAGCUGUCUUGACGUAAAAUAACAUUUAAUUUUAAAUACCAAUUUCGAUAUAACAUUUAUACUUUUAUCAAAACAUCGAAAUUUUAAUCUCAUUAUAUUUAUGUAUUUUUCAAUAACAUUUAUCAAUAUUUUUCUCUUAUAAUAUUAUGUAUUUCAAUCUGAUUAUUGAGUUCUAAUAAAUAUUUCUUUUUCUAUAAUUCAGACGUAUAUUUCUGCAAUACAUAUUGUAUAUCAUGUACCAAAAUAGUUGUUGUUACAUACGAAUUAAUUAUUCGCAUGAAACAUUGUACAGCAAUUAUAUUAUAAUAUAGAACCAUGAAAACCUGUGAGGUGACGAGGCGUUCCCGUAGCUACGCAGUGUCAUUUAUCAAUGGUCGUAACUCUGUAAUUAAAUAUUAUACUAAUUAAAUGAUACAUGUUUUUCGGUUUUUCUGUGAAAGAAUUACACAUAAUAAUAUAUGCAACUGAAUGUGGACUGAAUGCGAAUCAUUAAAUAAAAAAUGCACGUUGAAAAUGGAAUCAUACAUCGACGAAAUCGAUAUUAUGGAAAUACCUAAAAAUACGAAGUGUUCGUGUGGAAAUGUAACCUAUAUAGACGAAACAUAACAUGUCAAAAUUUAACAACACCAAUGUUUAGGUCUUAAGUUCUUGUUUUGUUUCGGAAAAAAAUUGAUCUGACAUUUCGACAAAAUUUUUGACAGACGGAUUGCUUCCAAACCGAAUGAGCUGCACUCCAUAAGAAACAGCUUUUAUAGGUCACGCGUUACGCGUAUAUACGGUUUUAUUACAAGUGAUUUUAUAAUAAUAUUUUUCUUUGGAAAUAAAGUGAAUGUGAUUGAUUUAAAAAGAUACGGCGAACUACCACGUAGUUGACAUUGACAACACUGGUGUAGAUAAAGAAAAAAAAAUAAUACUUCGAUAAUAAUAUCGAAUGCAAUUUGUCUGUACCAUCUGUCGGUUUUUUUAAGACACGCGUCUUGCAGGAUAUUUUUUGAUUCGUGAUUUUCAACUACUUAUUGAAGUUGUUGUACGAUAAUUAUUGUAUACCAUAAAACCACCACUUAUUUUUUAAUCGACCACCUGAAAUCGAAUCUUAGCAUGAAUAGAAAAAUACUUUUCGAAUUCCAAACGUUAGUUUGGACGAACAGUAUUUUAAAAAUCACAUUAACAAUGCCAUUAUUAGCUCAACUUCUCGUUUUGCUAUUAGUUACUAUUGUUUCACUAUUAUGUAACAUCGAUAAAUAAUCUCAAAAGUAUAUUUAGUCAACAUAUUAUGUUACAUUAAAUGAAAACUUAACAAUUUUCUUUUAUUGAAAUAUCCGCAUAAGGCCCGCGGACAAAUUUUAUCUGGCCCGCAGACAGAAAAUAAAAACACGUAUUACGACAACAUUCUACGUAUUAUUGUUGUAAAUUAUUACUUUGUUUAAUAUUAUUGGUUUUCUCCGACAACUGUUGAUAAAUUGGUCGCAAAUCAUAUCUUGUCUAAACUUUAAUUGGGUCAUUGGGUGACUGCUAGUUGAUUUUACGUCUACGUAUAGUCAGUCCGUCGAUACCGCCGUUGUAUUACAUUGUAAUUUUUUUCGUGUUAAUUGGUUAAAUUAUUAUUUUUAAUUUUUAUUACUAUUAUUUAAUUUUGGUUAAAAUAUGUGUCCGAAAAGAAAUACCCAACGCUAAAAUUAUUAAUACUGAAAAUGUGUACGAUGUUUGGCUCCACGUAUGCUUAUGAAUCAUCUUUUUCAAAAAUGAAUUAUAUUAUUAAAAACAAGUUCAGAUCCCGGCUAACCAACAAACAUCUUGAAAUGAUUAUGAAGAUAGCAUGCACUAACCAGACCUCCAAUUUUAAACAGUUAGUCGAGAGUAAGAUUUGUCAUUUUUCUCAUUAAACAAGUUUCUAUUUUAUUGUAUUUAUAGUUAAUUUUAAUUUUAAAUUUUUCGAAUGUUUGAAAUAUUAAUCAUGUUCUUAAUGUUUAAAAACAAUAGCAAAUAAUAAAUGAAAAAAUAAUGUUCUCAUUACAUGCAAUUUUAAAAUAAUACCUAUUGUCCUAUUAUAUGUUGAAAAUAUGUACUUAGAAUUUUAAUUGCCCUCGAAAAAUUUUCAGAUUCCUAAUAUGGCCCUUCAAAAAUAUUAAUUGGUGACCCCUAUAUAGACCCUAUACUGACUUUUUGACAUUUCAGCUCUUCAAUAAAUAAAAAUACAAUACAACUCAAAUCUCAAAUAUUUUUUGAAUAUUACCUCAAGGUGACGAAUAAAACGAAUAAAAAAAAAAAAAUUUGUCUUUACAUUUUAUUGAAUUUUUUUUUUAACAUUUUUCUAGUGAGUAUUGAUUAUUGUAUAUCAUGUCUGAACAUCCAUCAAUGGCUCAAUAUAAUAUAUGAAUUAUAGUGUGCAGUGUACAGGGUUUUUUUUUUUAUUUUUGUUUCCAAAUUGUUAUUAAUAUACACGGUAAAUUACCUAUGCACUUGUAUUCGAAACGCGCGUUUCAAAAUCUAUCCGCAAUGUAUUAUAACGAUAAUAAUAAUAAUUGUCAAAGACAUGUAUCUUGUUGCUGUUGCUCGAACAAUAAUUGGUACUCCCCGGACGCGGGAUGGGUCCCCUAUUUCGACUAUACAACGAACAUUAACGAAUUUAUCAAAACUUGCCGGCGAUUUCCCAUGUUUGCAGUGCAUUACUCGUGCGCUUGAGUAAAUAUAAUUCGCUGGUGGAUCGCAUUGUUGAAACUAUUAACACGGAAACGAGUAGAAUUCGAGUUGGUUACGGUUAAUUCGGACGAAAACUAAUAUAAUAUGCGCGAUGCAUCCAGAUGAUAUGACAAUAUUUUACCUUGAAUAUUGCAUAACAUUGUAUAGGUACCUUCGUGAUAUUAUAUUCUGUAUAAUACGAUACAUAUAAUAUCCAUAACCACUUAUAGUAUAGAGUUGUCUUGAAAUCGGAAUUUUUGAAGGUAGCGUAAUAUGUUACAAAUGAAUAAACGCGCGGCAAUGGGAGCGCAAUAAUAGACAUUUAAAACAUUAAACUUCUAAGUCAAGUUUAGCGAACAUUUUUUUUUACGUCUAAUCAGUAGUGCAUCGCCGUCGAUGCGUCACGUGCCGAUGCUUACGAUCGUUUCUGUUUUUAUGGAUCUAUUUGUACACGUUUCAUAGUAGAAAUAAAUACUAUACAAUUCGACAGGAUGUAAACUUCUGGCAGCUAAGUCGGUACCUCUGGGAAGUAAAAGAGUUAAAAUCUUCAGUAUCUACUUUUUAAAUUAAUCGGGAAAAACUUGAUUUUUUAACGCAAACUCAGUUUUCGAAAAAUCCAUAUUUUUUUUCGUAGUUCAAAAAUUAUUCAUCAUAGAUAAUGCUAUAUGCUUUAAAGCCAAGUCUUGAACAUUCACAAAAAGUACGCCGUAAGUAGUCAUAUUUCUGAAACAUUUAUCCGAUGUUCUUAGAUAAAAUCGGAGGCGACCCUGUGGUCGGUGGUCGGCUAGAAUGUAGUAGUUUUUAUUACACAGGAAUCCGGAACGUCGGUAAUAUACAUAAUUGCGAAACUUAACUAAGAAACGGUCCACUGAACGAUAACGUCAUUAGGCCACACUGCGCAGACGCGUCUUAAAUUACCAUUGUAAGUCGAAAGGGGCGGUUCGUCCGCGGGCAUGUACAUUUGUAAACAGAAUCUCAAAAGGGAAUUGUUUUUAAUAAUUUAUUUUUCAGAUUUAAAUAAUCGGGUAUGUAAGUGGUUUGAUUACACAACAGUAGUGACAGCAGCACACAAGUAUAGCAUUUGACCUUGAACAAACGGUAAAAGUAUACCUUUCUGUAUUAAAACUAUACGGAGAUCCAAAAUAAUUUAACAAUUAAUUAUUAAACACCGUAAUAUUUAUAAUUAAAUUUAAAACAUCCAAGCCCACAGUUGUACAGACCAUUAUUUCAUUAUUUUUUUUUUAUUAUUAUCAUGAUUUAUUAAUAUAAUAAUAUACUAACAUUCAUACAACAUAAUAAUAAUAUAUAGGCACUUGCACUAGUUCUAAGAGUUAGUUUGUUUUUUUUUUCUAAUUCGAAACGUUGAUCGCAUUAUUAAUAGUAUUAUUACUAUCAUCUUUACAUUGUUUGCUUACGUUAUUUGUUCGCGACACUAUUAAUUAUUACCUUUUAAAUUUAUAAAUAAAUACGCAUAGCUAAAAAUAUAAAAUUAAUUUGAUUUUUAAUUUUUAAUUUAUAAUCAUAAUGAAUAUUUUAUCAUUUUAAAUACUGACAAGUGACAACGGAUUUUUUUUUAAGAAAUAAAGUGUCUAAGAUUGUUAAAAUUACAUGGUUUUACGUUUGUGGUACAAAUUUGCAUUUUAAGUGAUUAUCGUUUAAAUGUAAUUUAAAACCGUAGCUCGUAAGUGUAAUUACGUUUGGCGCUUAUAAUUUAUCUUGGUUACACAUUUGAAUUGAGUAGCAUUUUGAACGACAAAAACUCUAAAUAUUUCAAGUACCUUCAUAAAAAAAAUAUAUAUUUAAAUUUGUGUUAUACAGUAUACAUCUAUAAUAAAGAAAUUAUGUUCAGUACUAUGUACUCUUUAACACAAAAAAGUUGAAUUAUUUAUGAAAAUUUAAUUGAUUCAUACUAAAAGAUAUACCUUAUUUUUUCUUGUAGUAUCGUAACUGAGGAGGGAUUGCGUUAAAAUUACAUUCCUUACUGGAAAAUAUAAUAACUAUAUUAUAGUAACUACCCUCUGGUAUUAUUAAUAUUGAUAAUAUUUAGAUGAACAAAAUGCUUUUACAGGAAAAUCUCCCACGCAUU
This is a messenger RNA of Metopolophium dirhodum (rose-grain aphid), 9044 nucleotides long. RefSeq lists its product as uncharacterized. The record is from RefSeq and is a predicted model, not a curated record. The transcript has 3 exons. NCBI's taxonomy places the organism in Eukaryota, Metazoa, Arthropoda, Insecta, Hemiptera, Aphididae. The coding region runs from base 380 to 1597 and encodes 405 amino acids. Gene Ontology annotation, molecular function: RNA binding.